Messenger RNA from Didymosphaeria variabile, 312 nucleotides. RefSeq lists its product as uncharacterized. Bases 1 to 312 code for a protein of 103 amino acids. The transcript is spliced from 3 exons. NCBI's taxonomy places the organism in Eukaryota, Fungi, Ascomycota, Dothideomycetes, Pleosporales, Didymosphaeriaceae. The record is from RefSeq and is a predicted model, not a curated record.
AUGGCGCCUGGUAUCAACCUCGACGACCGGAGUGCUUGGGACGACUCCGCCCUGAUCAAUUCAUGGGACGACGCGGUAGCCGAGUAUCAGAAAUAUCAUAGCAUUUCCAAAUCAGGCCAGCGACUGGAGGAUGCGUUAACGGAGGAAGAGCUGGAGAGAUUGCGAGGGGACUAUGGAGAUCUGUUGCAAGAGGAGACUGAGCCCGGUGUUGAUCCGAUCACCAACCCGGAUGCCACCGAUGCCGCACUACCACAGGUACAGACCAAUGGCGAAGAGCCGAGCGGACUGGGCGAUGCAAACGUAAAGGUGUGA